This is a messenger RNA of Syzygium oleosum, 687 nucleotides long. RefSeq lists its product as uncharacterized. The transcript has 5 exons. Lineage: Eukaryota; Viridiplantae; Streptophyta; Magnoliopsida; Myrtales; Myrtaceae. Gene Ontology annotation, cellular component: nucleus. The record is from RefSeq and is a predicted model, not a curated record. Gene Ontology annotation, molecular function: RNA binding. Bases 110 to 520 code for a protein of 136 amino acids.
CAUAUUAAAAUUCCGCAGCCAUUUCUUCACCCCGGAAGUUCAUCUCCUUCGCGUCGAGAGAGAGAGAGAAAUCUAGGGUUUGGUUUUGCAGCGUCUCUGCGGUUUCCCGAUGGCGAUGGAGCAGAUCACCGAGGGCGUCAGCAGCAUCGCCCUGAACGGCGGCGGCGGCGAGGCCGUCAAGAAGAACCGCAUCCAAGUCUCCAACACCAAGAAGCCCCUCUUCUUCUACGUCAACCUCGCCAAGAGAUAUAUGCAGCAGUACAAUGAGGUGGAACUUUCUGCUCUUGGGAUGGCUAUUGCGACAGUGGUCACCAUCGCGGAAAUUCUGAAGAACAAUGGAUUUGCCGCAGAGAAGAAGAUCACAACGUCAACUGUUGGUAUCAAGGACGAAUCAAGAGGACGACCUGUCCAAAAGGCCAAGAUAGAGAUAUUGCUGGGGAAGUCAGAGAAGUUCGAUGAGUUGAUGGCAGCUGCUGCGGAGCAGGCUGAUGCUGGAGCCACUGAAGAAGAGCAGAGUUGAAGACUUGAAAGGGCUUCGCCAUUUACCAUUUGCUUUGUGGUCUAGGUCUAAACAUGAUUUGUAGAGUAGUCCUGAUUGAGUUUGUAGCCUUGGAAAUUUUGUAGGAACAGGAAUGAAGUCCAAUCUGCUGUCCACUUCCUUUUCAUUGAAUUUUUCGUGUUGAUGUC